This is a messenger RNA of Triplophysa dalaica, 1311 nucleotides long. RefSeq names its product C-C motif chemokine 8-like. The record is from RefSeq and is a predicted model, not a curated record. The transcript is spliced from 4 exons. The coding region runs from base 237 to 524 and encodes 95 amino acids. Gene Ontology annotation, molecular function: CCR chemokine receptor binding; chemokine activity. Gene Ontology annotation, biological process: cellular response to type II interferon; monocyte chemotaxis; chemokine-mediated signaling pathway. Gene Ontology annotation, cellular component: extracellular region. NCBI's taxonomy places the organism in Eukaryota, Metazoa, Chordata, Actinopteri, Cypriniformes, Nemacheilidae.
AUUACUCCUGUAAUACAUAUACAGCUGGUGGAAAAGGCAUCAAACAAUAAAAAUGUGAGAUUAUGAUAGAUUAAGAAUUUAAAGAUUUUAAAGGUUUGCCGUCAGUGAUCCACAGGAAGUGCAUGUCCUGUUGCAAAAAGUUGCUUACAAAAGGGUUUGUGUCUAGCUUAAGACCUUCAAACCUGUUCUUCAUAUAUCUUCAUCAUCUGACCUUCUGAAUAUCUCAUCUCAGCAUCAUGCACUUCUGCUGGAGAAUAACUUUAAUGCUGAUGGUUCUUGUGUGCGUUUCUGAACAGCAGGGCAAUUAUCGUCGGCCGACCAGAGUCGGAGUCAACUGCUGUACAGAGGUGUCGAAGGCAAGAAUCCCAAAUCGCAUAAAACUUAUUGGAUACAAGCAUCAGAAUGCUCUGGCUCCAUGUGUCGAUGCUGUGAUUUUCUACACAGAGAAGGAAAAAUACUGCUCUGAUCCAAAGGCACGCUGGAUUAAUCCCAAAUUAAAGAGUCUGAAGGAGAUAAAGGACUGAGUCAGUGGAGGUCUAGACAUGCGCUUCAUAUCGGAACAUUUCUGAGAAACAAAUCUAUUUAUCUAAAUAGAGACUAUAAUAUAUUUAUUGCAUUUAUUUUACAUUGCGUUAAUGUUAAUGAUACCAAUAGCUAAGCUUUCAGUUUAUGUGUGAAUGUUAGAAAAAAUUGUUCUCUUAUAGAUUUAAGCUUCGUUUUAUUUGCUCUUAAAUGAAAAUAAUGUUCUUUCACACAAGAGUUAAGUUUUUGCACCCUGUUAAAUUUUGGAUUGUCUUCUUAAAUGAAAUUAAAUCGGGUUCAUCAAGCAGUAAAUAUGUUGUGACAUCUAGGGGUGAACUUCACCAAAUACAGGACAGCACAAUAAUGUUUAUGAGCACUGUUUACUCAUAUUGCAUAUAUAAGCGAAACGUGUUUUAACUAACUUUGAUUGUAUACUCACUUAGUUUUACAACUCGCCAUGAUUGUAUAUUAUUUUUUGUUGUUAUUUGCCUAUAGCAUCUUAUUGAGCGUUUGUACCCGUAAACAAUAUAUGACCUUCCAUAUGUGGCCUCAUUUCAGAAUGCGUUUACAUGCAUUUUUUAGUGCCAACUACAGUUUGUAGAGUAUUUUUUAUUAUAUGUAAUACAAACUUUUUCUCCAUGGAUUUUAAUUUUGUUCAUACCAACAAUAAACACAAAAUCUGUCUAUGCAUGAUGUAUUAUGAUGAACAAUUUGCCAGAUUUUAAAACAUAUUAAUCUUGUUUAACAUAUACAACCAAUAUUAUUUAAUAUGAUAUGUUUAAAUGAGCA